This is a messenger RNA of Phytophthora sojae, 3300 nucleotides long. Its product is annotated as multidrug resistance protein ABC superfamily. Gene Ontology annotation, biological process: transmembrane transport. Gene Ontology annotation, molecular function: ATP hydrolysis activity; ABC-type transporter activity; ATP binding. The coding region runs from base 1 to 3300 and encodes 1099 amino acids. Gene Ontology annotation, cellular component: membrane. NCBI's taxonomy places the organism in Eukaryota, Oomycota, Peronosporomycetes, Peronosporales, Peronosporaceae. The record is from RefSeq and is a predicted model, not a curated record. The transcript has a single exon.
AUGGGCCAGAAGCUCGGUGACUCGGUCAAGUACACGUGCCAAUUCGUCACCGGCUACGUGAUCGGCUUCGUGCGCGGGUGGGAUAUGAGUCUCGUCAUGGCGUGCGUCAUGCCCUUCAUGGUGGCGUCGCUGGGCGUCCUCAUGACGAGUCUGCGUAAGCGCGCAGUGCACUCACAGCAAAUGUACGCGGAGGCUGGCGCCGUAGCGGAGGAGACGCUGGGAUCUAUCCGCACUGUGUCGUCUCUCAAUGCCGAGAAGCUCGCGAUCGACAAGUACAAUGAACGCGCGGCCAAGGCCGAGGAGACCAACAUCCAGAUGGCCAAGUUCUCGGGUUGUGUGUUUGGGCUCUUCAUGUGCAGUAUCUGGCUCAUGUACGCCGCGGGGCUCUGGUACGGAGGCUCGAAGGUUGCGCGUGGUAAAGCCUCUCCGAGUGAGGUGUUUCAGUCCUUCUUCGGUGUGUUGAUGGGCACGAUCUCACUCGGUCAGAUCAUGCCGAACAUUUCCGCCGUAGCUGAAGCUAAGGGAGCGGCUGCACAGAUCUACAAGAUCCUCGAUACCCCGUCCGCUAUCGACGCGUCAAGAGAAGACGUUGGGGAGAAACCGGAGUCGUGUGUCGGACGUAUUCAAGCUGUCGGUGUUAACUUCACGUACCCGAGUCGCCCCGAUGUGCAGAUCCUCAACGACUACAACGUCACCAUUGAACCUGGCCAGACUGUCGCGUUCGUCGGAGCUAGUGGAGGCGGCAAGAGCACGCUUAUCUCACUGCUUGAGCGGUUCUACGACCCUAACGAGGGCUCCAUUCUGCUUGACGGACGCGACGUGAAGACGCUCAACAUCAAGUGGCUGCGCUCGCAGAUCGGACUCGUAUCGCAGGAGCCUGUGCUAUUUGCCACGACCAUUUUGGAGAACAUCGCAGCCGGUGGCAGCAACAUCACGCGUGACCAAGUCGUGGAGGCUGCGAAGCUCGCCAACGCCCACAACUUCAUCAUGACACUGCCCCAGCAGUACGAUACGAUGGUUGGGGAGAAGGGCGUGUCACUGUCUGGCGGUCAGAAGCAGCGCGUUGCCAUUGCCCGCGCUAUCGUUCGUGAACCGAAGAUCUUGGUGCUGGAUGAAGCUACUAGCGCCCUUGAUGCGGAGAGCGAGCGCGUGGUUCAAUCUGCGCUGAACGAUCUGAUGGACAAAACCCGCAUGACGACGCUGGUAAUCGCUCAUCGGCUGAGCACAAUUCGUCGCGCUGACAAGAUCGUGGUUGUGAACAGCGGCCAUGUCGUGGAAGAGGGGACUCACGACGAGCUGGUGGCAAUUGACGAAGGCAUUUAUCGCAAACUCUACACGAUUCAGGAGGAAAAGGCCCAGGAAGAAGCGCAGGCGGCAGCGAAAGCGUUAGCGUUGGCUGAAGACGGUGAGCCACACACGCAAACGCUGCAGAAACGCAGUAGUCGGUCGGUGAUCAGCGAGCACUUGGACGACGAAAAGGUGGAGAAUCAAGUAAACGCAGGAAACCCGACCAAGACGUUCACGAUUUUCGACGCCAUGGCGUUUUCCCGCCCCGAGAGACCUGCAUUCAUCGUUGGCAUCAUGGCUGCGGCUGUGAUGGGGUGCGCGAUGCCGGGUUCCGCUGUCCUCAUCAGUGAACUGGUGGCGACCAUGACGAAGAACUACACGCUCUUCAAAGUGAACAACAUCGAGUCUGCACUUGAUGAUCUCAAGCAUGACGUCAUGGUUUAUGGUUUGUGCUAUAUCGGUGGAUCCAUAGUCAUGUUCGUGGCUGCAGCGCUGCAGAACUACUGCUUCAAGUACAUGGCCGAGAAGCUCACGUCUCGGCUGCGGGACAUCCAUUUCACCGCUCUAUGCCGACAGAACAUCGGCUUCUUCGACGAGAAGAAGAACGCCACGGGAGCGCUCACUGCCGAUCUGUCGACGAACGCCACUAAAGUCGCUCUGAUCUCCGGUGACUCGCAAGGUCGCAUGGUGCAGGCGAUCUUCACGUUCGUGGCGGCUCUGGUCAUUUCCUUCACGACGGGAAGCUGGCUGCUUACGCUCGUGAUGCUCGCCGUGUUCCCGUUCCUGAUCGCUGGCCAAAUGAUCCGCAUGCGGCAGAUGAAAUCCUCUGGACAUUUGUCGGAUGAGCUCAAUGAAGUUGGCGCGCAUGCAUCGGAGGCUCUCAGCAACAUCCGGACUGUGGUAUCGCUUGGACUGGAGAAGUCGAUCUGCACCAAGUUCUCGAAUUUGUUGGAGGAGCCUUUGGUGAGUGGACGGCGUGAAGCUCAGCUGAAUGGCUUAGCGUUGGGCUUCAGCUCGUUCAUUCUCUUCGCGACCUACUCGCUCGUGUUCUGGUACGGCGGAAAGCUGGUACAGGACGACAAAAUCAACUUCAAGGAGCUCAUGCGAACGCUGAUGGCCAUCAUGAUGUCGGCUCAAGGUAUCGGCAACGCGACCUCCUUCAUGGGAGAAUCCGACAACGCGUUGAAGGCGGGCAAGGCGAUUGUGGACCUUCGAGACCGGGAGCCUCCGAUUGACUCCUUCCAGGAAGGAGGCCGCCGUCUGGAUCAACUACAAGGGAAGAUUGAGUUCAAGAACAUCCUCUUCCGCUACCCGACGCGACCGGAAGUCACCGUGCUGCGUAACUACAACCUGACCAUCGAGGCUGGACAAACUGUGGCCUUUUGCGGACCUAGUGGAGGUGGUAAGAGUACGGGUGUGUCUCUUAUUGAGCGCUUCUACGACCCCGUCGAGGGCCAAGUGCUGCUCGAUGGCGUCGACACCAAAGAGCUCAACCUCAACUGGCUGCGCAGCCAGAUCGGACUCGUCGGACAGGAGCCCACGCUCUUCAUCGGCACCAUCGCCGAGAACAUCGCCUACGGACUCGCGGACAAACCCACGCAGCAGGACAUCGAAGAAGCCGCCAAGAUGGCCAACGCGCACGGCUUCAUCACCAAGUUCCCGGACGGCUACGAGACGCAGGUGGGCAUGAAGGGUGAGCAGUUGUCUGGCGGCCAGAAGCAGCGCAUCGCCAUUGCGCGCGCGAUCCUGAAGAACCCCAACAUCUUGCUGCUGGACGAGGCCACGAGCGCUUUGGACUCGGAGAGCGAGAAGGUGGUGCAGGAGGCUCUGGACAAGGUGGUGGCGCUGAAGCGGCGCACGACGAUCAUCAUCGCGCAUCGGUUGUCGACGAUCCGCAAGGCGGACAAGAUCUAUGUGGUGAGUGGAGGCAAGAUCGCGGAGCAGGGCACGCACCAGGAGCUGAUUAACUUGAAGGGUAUCUAUGCCAAGCUGGUAGAACACGCUGUCAACUAG